Messenger RNA from Pararge aegeria (speckled wood butterfly), 3109 nucleotides. It is a transcript of the gene mal, whose product is annotated as molybdenum cofactor sulfurase. The coding region runs from base 233 to 2704 and encodes 823 amino acids. The transcript is spliced from 6 exons. Gene Ontology annotation, molecular function: pyridoxal phosphate binding; molybdenum cofactor sulfurtransferase activity; molybdenum ion binding. Gene Ontology annotation, biological process: Mo-molybdopterin cofactor biosynthetic process. NCBI's taxonomy places the organism in Eukaryota, Metazoa, Arthropoda, Insecta, Lepidoptera, Nymphalidae. The record is from RefSeq and is a predicted model, not a curated record.
AUCUGAUCGGAUUUUUAAACAAUAAUUUGUUUUGUGUGUUUGUUCAGUUGUACUUGGUGCAUAUAUUCAUUAUGUUCGGUUUCUCCUCAUUAUCUGUUAACAACUAUUAUAUGCUCAAGGCCAAAUUUAAGUAACUAUCGUUACCAUUUCAUCAUAUUAACCAUUAUGUAUUGUAGCAGAGAAAUUGGCAUCCAAUUUUACACUAUUUGUAUUUCACACAGAACGAGUAAACAUGUCUGUACUGAGCAGCGUAAUCGACAAUCAACGUAUGCAAAAUAUAAGAAAUGAAUUCGGAAGACUAGGCGAUAAAUGCUACUUAGAAAAUGCGGGAUCAGCAUUAUACCCAGAGGCACUCUUAACAAAAGUGAAUGAUGAUCUUUUAAGAAAUGUCUACUUAAACCCACAUUCAGACAAAUAUACAAAGGAUUGUAUAGAACAAAUAAGAUGUACUGUAUUGAACUAUUUCAAUACGGAUCAAUCUUCUUACAGUUUGAUAUUUACAUCUGGCACAACACAGUCACUAAAACUAAUAGUCGAGUCAUUCCAAUUUCACAGUGAUGAUGAUGAAAACGGCUCAUUUAUUUAUCUUAGAGACAAUCACACUUCUGUAAUUGGCUUGCGUGAAUUAGCAGAAGCAAAGAAUGCAGAUAUCAUCCAUAUAUCACAUGACAACUUUCUGAAUACUCUGAAGACCUAUAAAAAAAUAGAAUAUUCUGAAAAAAUAACUAACAAAAGUAACACUUUGUUAGCAUAUCCAGCACAGAGCAAUUUCAAUGGUUACAAGUAUCCAAUUGAUUGUGUGCAAAAAUUAAAAGAUGGCUGCCUCAAUAGUUACUUGAAGAAACAACUAUGUGGAGUAAACUGUAAUUGGUAUAUUUUGUUAGAUGCUGCUACGUUUGUGGCUACAAGUAAACUUGAUUUGUCUUCUAGCCAACCUGAUUUUGUAUGUCUAUCAUUUUACAAAGUAUUUGGCUUCCCAUCUGGUUUGGGUGCUUUGUUGGUAAAGAAUACUAGUGCAAAUGUCCUUAAGCAGAAGAAAUACUUCGGUGGCGGAACAGUAGAUAUUGUUCUUAGCAGUGAAGACUUUCAUAUCAAACGGCAUACUCUUCAUGAAAGGUUUGAAGAUGGAACACUACCAUUUUUAUCUAUUAUUGCUCUUAAACAUUGCCUCAGUGUUAUGUCAUGUUUAAUUCCCAAAGUUAUAAACAAUGACAUAAUGGAUACAAUAUCACACCAUACUUAUUAUUUAGCUAAAGAUUUGUACUUGCAACUUAGUGAGCUUGUACAUUCAAAUGGUACCAAGGCAGUUGUUUUGUAUAUGGACUCUGACUUUACUGAUAUAAAGGAACAAGGAGCUAUUGUUACUUUUAAUCUAAUAAGGGAAGAUGGAUCCUAUAUAGGGUAUGCAGAGUUUCAGCACAUGGCAGACCUAUUUAAUAUUAGCCUAAGAACAGGAUGCUUUUGCAAUUCGGGUUCCUGUCAAAGACAUUUAAAUGUCACAAAUAAAGAAAUGAAGAACAUGCACAAAGCUGGUCAUAAGUGCGGAGAUGAGAUUGACAUUGUAAAUGGUAGACCUACAGGAGCUGUGAGAGUCUCAUUUGGGUUUCAUAAUACUUUCAAUGAUGUAGAUAAAUUAGUUUCAAUGAUAACACGAUGUUUUGUGCGCCAACAAUACCUAAAACCAAACAGAAAUUUGGUAAAUUAUAAUAAUAACAACAUAGAAAUACCCAAAACGAAUACAAUAACGUUUAAAGAAGAAAUAUUAUCUGUUUUGAAUGAAAAGAAUUUCAAAAACCAUAUUCCAGAAAUAUUAAAUACAGCCUCCAAAGCAACUUUGUCUGAAAUAGCAAUAUUUCCAAUAAAAUCUUGCGGCGCUUUUAAAAUAAAAUCAGGAUGGAAAAUAGGUGCAAAAGGAUUCGAGUAUGAUCGGGAGUGGAUGAUAAUUAAGGAGAAUGGUGUCUGCCUCACGCAAAAGCAAAAUACACUUAUGUGUAUGAUAAGUCCAGUCGUUGAUUUUACAAACCGAUGUCUGACAUUGAAUUUUAAAGGCUCUGUAAUCUCAAUACCCUUAGAUAUUUCACAUGAUGAUAAAGAAAGAUCGACUGCUCCUUUUUGCCAAAGUAAAGUGUGCAUGGAUGUUGUGAAAGGUUACGACUGCGGGGACACAGUGGCCGAUUGGAUAUCAAAUUGCCUAGGUAUCUCGUAUUUAAGACUGAUAAGGCAAGCGAGUGAUGAUAACAGAAUCCAGAAGAAGAACAACAGCGGAGAGCACAACAUGCUUUCUUUAAGCAAUCAAGCUCAAUACCUUCUAAUAAACAAAGCAACAGUACAAUGGUUGAAAAAUAAAAUAAGAGAUUUGACAUUUACGGACGAUUUGGAUUCUUUGACCGACAGGUUUAGAGGAAAUUUAGUAAUUGAUACAGCACAUGAGCUAAUAGAAAGGGAAUGGCAGACAGUGACUAUUGGAAAACAUCAAUUCAAGGUCGAGGGUCCAUGUUCGCGAUGUCAGAUGGUAUGCAUAGACCAAAAAACGGGAGAGAAAACCGUAGAACCAUUGAGAACUAUUUCCGCGGAGUUUGGCGGUAAAAUGCGAUUCGGAAUAUACUUGAGUUACCUGGGCCCUGUAAAUGGAUGCAAGGAUUUGGUUUUGAAUACAAACUCGCAAGUAACACCGUAUUUAAGCGAUGAUAAUAUCAGCAGAUAAAGGACGGCAUCCAUUUUGAUACAAACGUUAAAGUGCUGGCCAGUAACAAUUUGCUUUAUUUCAUUAGAACUUGUCUUCCUAAACAUUUCUUUUUCCGUCGCGGUAGGACUGUUGACUUUGGUUUUAUUUGAGUUAUAUUCUGUAUUUUUUCUACCAUGACAUGUUUGUACUUUUUUGACUAAAUAAUUUAUACAAAAAUUUGUUGAAAAUGCCUAUAUUAUAUAUCCGCCAUUCCCUUAUAAGUCGCCGGAAUAAGCUCAUCUUCAGUGACAUCAAAUUUAAUAAUACCAUUGUAUUCUUGGCCGGCACUUAAUUUGUAUGUUUGAAUCCUAUCAUUGUAUAAAACAUUUUCGUAAUUAAUAAUGGCUGUAUACAUUUUUUACUGUAAGUAAUGUUUAUGUUUAA